AUGAGCAGUGCUCCGAACGGCGAUGAUGCCGCGCGGAACGGCUUCUACGACGACAAACCUCUGUUGGAGCUCUAUGUUAAGGUAGGUUUUUCUGUUUUGAUCUGUGGUUUUAGGUAUCAAAUUUCUAUUGGUCACUUUUAAUUUGACAAGGAAGGGUAAAAGUUUUUUUAUGCAAAGUUUAAGUAUUUUGAUAUUGUUUUGAAACCUGUGUUCAUGAUUUAUUCCGUUUAACCGUUUAACAACAUUAUUUUAGGCAUCAGGAAUCGACAGCCGCCGGAUAGGUGCAGAUUUGUUCUGCCAAGAGUUUUGGAUGGAAUUAUAUGCUCUAUACGAAGUUGGUGUAGUUCGAGUUGAAGUAAAAACAGUGAAAGUGAAUUCAGAAGCCUUCAAGAAGAACUUUUUGGGAGCACAGCCACCAAUCAUGGUCGAGAGCAGUAAAGGUGUUACCCACUCCGAUAACAGAGAUAUUGAAGGCAGAAUCUUCCAUUUGGCUAAACAAUUUCAUGUUUCCUUGUUUGAGAAAGACCUUACGGUAGAGAAGACAAUUCAGAACUUGUACAGAGUAAGUUUUUCGAUGAUAUAUUGAGAUUAUAUUGUACAUGAAUGAAAAGACUAAUUUUUAAUAUUGCUCACAUUUUAUGUAGUACUUUAAUAAAAUGUCGUAAUUUAAUUAAAAAAGUUUUAUAAUUAGGUAAUAAUAUUAUUUUUCAAACAAAGAAAGUAAGACAAUGUUAUUUUUCAGAACUUCAAAGUAUUCCUUCAAGCCAAAGUAGGCCACGAUCGACAACUACGACAAGUGACCCUAAUCCAAGACCUACCAACCAACGUCCUUGUAACAUAUAACAAACUAAUCGAACAGUUAACAGCCAUCAACAACCUUUUGGCCGAGCGAAAAUCACGGUAUCUUGCUGGAGAUACGAUGACAGAAUACGAUUGCGAAUUGAUGCCUCGAUUACACCAUGUGAAGAUUGUGGGCCAACUUCUGCUCGGCUUCGAGAUCCCUUCUGACCUUACUCACCUAUGGAGCUACAUCUUAACCGCCUACAGGACAGCUGCCUUCAUUGAAUCGUGUCCUGCUGACCAAGACGUUCUACAUCACUACAAAGAACAACUAAAGCUACAAACGAAUCAACGCGAAACCCUACAAACACCCACAAAGUCGUUCGGUAUACCUCAGAACGUUCUAGACGAGAUCCGGAGUCUGGGAAUCAACUAA
This is a messenger RNA of Bursaphelenchus okinawaensis, 1216 nucleotides long. Lineage: Eukaryota; Metazoa; Nematoda; Chromadorea; Rhabditida; Aphelenchoididae. The record is from the annotation of a GenBank genome assembly.